Radiomyces spectabilis is the source of this 519-nucleotide messenger RNA. RefSeq lists its product as uncharacterized. The transcript has 2 exons. The coding region runs from base 238 to 405 and encodes 55 amino acids. Lineage: Eukaryota; Fungi; Mucoromycota; Mucoromycetes; Mucorales; Radiomycetaceae. The record is from RefSeq and is a predicted model, not a curated record. Gene Ontology annotation, biological process: mitochondrial electron transport, cytochrome c to oxygen.
ACGUUGAUAUGAGAGGAUGAUAUUCCAAACAAAGUAGAGGACUGUAAAGUGAUGCAUACGUGUUUACUAAUAGAUACGCGCUUUUUCAAGGCAUGACUUUGUAGUGCUAGUGGCAAGUGGAUGGCGCGAUGCGAGAUUUUUUGAGUGGAUUACGUCACGGGCUCAUGCUUACAUUCAAAACAUUUAGUGACCAAUAUUUUUUUCCUUCUCCCCUCACUCUUCGAAAUCCCAAACGCCAUGAUUGCUCCCAUUACCGGUAAAUUCCGCAGACAGAUCAUCAAGGACAUCUCCAUUGCUCUCGGUCUUGGUGCCAUUGGUGGAGCCGCCUGGUGGAACCUCUACCACAUUCCCAACGUUCAGCGUCGCGAUGCAUUCUACGCCAAGCUCGAAGCCAACAAGCAAUAAGCAAUAAGCAAAUACGUCAUUACACUCCCAGUAUAUUACAAAAUGUAUAACAGAAAUUUCGCCCUCUCCAACCAAGGGAGAGUGAACCGUGAUUUGUACUGCUAAAAUAAACCG